AUGAGCGCAGCGAGUGCCAAGAAGGGAUCCUCGACCGGGCAUGGCGUGGCCGAAGACGCCGUCCACGCCCAGAACUCGGUCGAGAGCCUGGUGGAGUACAUGGUGGCGCACUCGCGCGAUGCCUCGGUCCAGGGCGAGGUCUGCAAGAAGAUCGCCGCGUUGGCCACCACAGACGAGGGCGCGCUGCGGGUGGUGGAGGAGGGCUGCAUCGGCAACAUCAUUACGGCCAUGAGGAACCACUCGACCCACUCCCGCGUGCAGGAGUUGGCCUGCCUGGCGCUCAGGCGAAUCGCAGCUCACGCUUCGUACAGGAACAAGAUCGCGGACCUGAAGGGGGUUCUGUACAUCUGCUCGGCCAUGCAGAACCACUACAACAAGGCCUCGGUGCAAGAACAGGCCUGCGCAGCCCUGUGGAACCUGAGCAUCGGCAACAGUUACUGCCCCGUCCACCACCAGAAGAACAAGAGCCGCAUCCUGAGCGAGGGCGGGGUGGGAUGCAUCGUCGAGGCGAUGAAGAACCAUCCCUUCACGGCCCCGGUGCAGGAGUACGCGCUCGGCAUCCUAUGGAACCUGGCCUUGCACGAUAAGGGAAGGACGAAGAUCGGCAAGACGGGCGGAAUCACGUACGUGAUCGCUGCCAUGACAAACCACGCCAGGUCUGCACGCGUCCAGGAGCAGGCCUGCGCUGCCAUAUGGAAUCUCAGCGCGAGCGAGCUGAACCGGCAGAAGAUUGAUGUGCAGAGCGGCAUCCAAAAGAUAGUCGUGACCAUGCGGAAUCACGCGACCAACCCUAAGAUCCAAGCCCUGGCAUGCGGAGCUCUGCGCACACUAGCAGCCGACUGUCGGCUGCGCACCAGGAUCGGGGAGGAAGACGGCGUGGUAGCCAUUCUCACCGCAAUGCGUGGCCACGAGGAGAACCGGGCCGUCCAGGAGCGAGCCUGCACCGCCCUACAGCACCUGGUCGCAGAGGAUUCGACGCGAGUCCUGAUUCUGGAGGAGAACGGAAUCUUCGCGGUAAUCAGCGCCAUGAUCCAUCACCUGCUUCAUCCCGAGCUGCUCGACGACAUCCGCCACCGCCGCACCCGCAAGCCGAUGCUCUACGUCAACGUGCGCGAGCGCGGGCUCAUGCGCUCCAUUCCGCUGCAGAAGAAGGACCUCAAGUUCAAGGGCCGCAUGCUCUACACGGACCUGUGGGCCGCCAUCCGCCGCAGCGACCCGCAGCGGCUGCACCACGUCGAGCGCGCGCUGAUCCGCGACCGCUCGCAGCCGCGCGUCGAUCUCCUCCGCAGCCUGGCCGGCGUCGAGGCCCAGCGCAGCCGCGUGCUCGAGGAGGUGAAGUCCUCCCAGAGGCCCGGCCUGGUCCACACCGAGACCGACGACAAGACCAAGGUCCUCCUGGCCGAACAGAAGAGGAAGCUCGACAAGGGCAAGGAGAAGGAGAAGGACAACGGCGCCGGCGUCUUCCGAGCGCCGCUCGAGUUGCUCUCCCAGGGCACCAACUAUUAG
Messenger RNA from Acanthamoeba castellanii str. Neff, 1506 nucleotides. Its product is annotated as Armadillo/betacatenin-like repeat domain containing protein. The transcript is spliced from 9 exons. The coding region runs from base 1 to 1506 and encodes 501 amino acids. Gene Ontology annotation, molecular function: protein binding. NCBI's taxonomy places the organism in Eukaryota, Discosea, Longamoebia, Acanthamoebidae. The record is from RefSeq and is a predicted model, not a curated record.